AUGCGAAAAUGGAAAAUCUUUGGAAAAAAUUUUACAGUGUCAAACAAAGGAUUAACAUAUUUUAUUGGAAUAUGUUCAUCGCCUAAUAAUUUAGCGAAUAACACGGCUAUUAUUCAGAAAGAAAAUAAUUCUUCGUAUGUUCUCGGAAAAUUAGAUCAAGUCAAUUUUGUUCGAGGAGAUAAUUGGAUACUUUUAACUUAUAGAAAUGGUGAUCCAUAUAAAAAUAUUUGUAAUAAUUCAACACGUUCUGCUUCGAUUAUGUUUGUUUGUGGACAAAAUAGGACUGAUCCUACGGUUCUUCAAGCGCAUACAGAUACUGAUCAACAUUGUGAUUAUAUGUUUGAAUUACAAGUUUCCGAAAUGUGUCCAGCUGUAGAAAAAAAUAAGAAAUUAAGUGGUGGUGCCAUCUUUCUUAUUAUUUUUUUCAGUAUAGCAAUUGCUUAUUUAGUUAUCGGAGCUGUAUUUAUGCAUAUAAAACAUGGUGCUCGUGGUCUUGAACAUAUACCAAAUUUUGAAAUGUGGCGUAAAUUGGGCAAUUCAGCUGCUGAUGGAUGUGAUUUUUGUUGCCGUUGUGAAAGAUCAUCGCCACGUGCUGGAUAUUUUCUUGAUGAAUCGGGACCAGAUAUGCGUGAUGAUGAUAUUCUUUCUCCAUAA
Molecule: messenger RNA, 654 nt
Organism: Rotaria sordida
Lineage: Eukaryota; Metazoa; Rotifera; Eurotatoria; Philodinida; Philodinidae
Source: the annotation of a GenBank genome assembly